Messenger RNA from Notolabrus celidotus (New Zealand spotty), 4019 nucleotides. RefSeq names its product SUMO specific peptidase 5 (gene senp5). The record is from RefSeq and is a predicted model, not a curated record. NCBI's taxonomy places the organism in Eukaryota, Metazoa, Chordata, Actinopteri, Labriformes, Labridae. Gene Ontology annotation, cellular component: nucleus. The coding region runs from base 377 to 2647 and encodes 756 amino acids. Gene Ontology annotation, molecular function: deSUMOylase activity. Gene Ontology annotation, biological process: protein desumoylation. The transcript is spliced from 10 exons.
GGACGCAACCGAAGAUGACCCGAGCCCGAGACUGGGCGCAGUGACGUCAUCAAUAAGCGACCACAGCUUGGAUUGUUGUUUCUUCAAAUCGUGGUUAGAGACGAAACUCAGUUUGUUAUUUCACAGAAGAGAGGCCCCCCUUCACUGAGGACUGCUAAAUACCUGCUACGUUCUUGUCUGCUGUUUCUCCUGCUCUGGUGAUAAAAGCAUAAGAACGACUUCACCGUCACUGAAGAACUGUGGGGGGAAGUGUCAGGAUAUCAAAAGUUGGAAAGAAGAAACUUCAUCAAGACUUCAGAGGAUCACAGACGAGGAGAGGUCAGGAGUGAGGAGAGGAGGUGUUGGGGAUGGGGUUGAAGAGCCACAGGAGGACGUCAUGGUUCACAGCGGCUCUGCAUCCCCAAUGAAAACAACACCAUCAGCUUCACCCCAUUUAACUGUCUCUGCUACAGCACCCAGUCUGGUUCCUCUCGUGCCCCCUCCUGGAGAUACAACAGAUCUGGACCUCACCCCAGCUCCUGCCAAACUCCUCGCAACAGAUCUCACCUCCAACUCUGAUUUAACCCAGCCCUCCACUCCGACUCCUGCAGAUGCAGAGCCUCCUGUUGUAACCCCCGCUCAAGCAAUAACUAACUCGAGCCCGGCUUCGGCUAGGACUUUGACGCAGACUCAGACCCCUGUUCGAGGUCUGGCAAAUGGCCGCACAUCUGGCAGGAAGAGGACUCCUAAGGCCUGCGACUGCUGUGGCCCCAACGGCAAAGGACAUAAUGAUGGUAUAUCAGGCAGAGGGAGGGGGAGAGGAAGAGGGAGAGCGAGGGGAAAGGGAAGGGGUACUUAUGGUGACGAGUGGGACACCCCGAAACGAAAAGUUGGCAGCCUGCUGACAAAAAGCAACAGUUUGGAUUUGACCAAUGAGAAGGUGGAGGAGGCAGAGGAGGAAGUUGACAAAUAUGAGGAGUUGCAAAGGACUCCAGUAGAGGCGGACAGUCAGGCACAAACACCUGUUGCUCUCCCUGUCACAUUGUCACAGCAGGUGGAACCAACAAGGAACUUUUCUGCUCAAGUGAAAGUGGAUGCACCGAAAAAGGAGGAGUUUUCAAAAGAAGGGUCAGGGUCAGCUGGUGCAGGAGGGAAAGCAGGUGGCGAUAGCAGGGAUGUGGAGGUGAGAUUUUCAGGAGUGGCUGGCAGGGGAGCGACAGGAGUUCGAGGUAGAGGAUGGAGGGGACCAUGGGGAGCCUCGUCUGCUUUCAAAAUCGAAGUAGAAGGCGGGAUAAAGAGGGAAGGUUUAGGUGGGUUUGCCAUCACUAACCAAUCGUUUGCCAUACCUCGAUCAAUGCUGAUACCGAGGCAGGUGAAAAUUAAAGUCGCAGAGAAGGAUCACGGAGGACAGCUUGACCUCAUCACAACGAAUUCUCCUCUUGGAAACGGAGAAACUGUUAACCUCUCUGACUCUGAGCCUGAAGAGGAGGCGAGGGAUGGCAACAUCACCGUGAGAGAAAUGGAAAACGGAGUACUGUCUAUCUCACAGCACUCAGAGUCUCCUCUGGACCUGGACUCUGAGAUGCAGGUGGACCAGACUCCUGACCAAACAGACUUAGGAUCUGUAGCAUUAACUCUGUCCAAUGGAGAUGCCACAAAUGAGGACCACAGCACCACGUUAAUGGAGGUGGAAACUUCUCAUCCAUUAAAGGUUGUUCCUCAGUGCCAGGGUCCUAUCACAAUAGACGGCGAGCAGCACCGCUGGGCAUUAAGAGACCACUGGCUCUACUGUCAGACCGGAACCUGGGAGAAGAAGGAGGGGAUGGAGGAGGCGUCUAGACCGGAGGGGGAUGGAAAGACACAGGAUGAAGAAAAGCGAGAGCAGCUGAUUCAUACGAUCCACGAGUUCCUGGAGAGCUUCUACAUUAAGUACGGUGGUUUCAUUCCUCUCAGUGAGGCCGAUGUCCUCGAAUACCUGAAGAAGAAAGGCAACUGUGACCUCGGCAACAGGGGACUGGACAUCAAAGGGGAGAUGAGUCGAUACAGGGCAGCGUUGGCCUCCGCUCCUGUCGCAGGCUUCAUGGUGACAUAUAACAAACACACUCUGAGCCUGGAGGACCUCGGCACGCUGGAGGAACAGAACUGGCUCAAUGACCAGAUAAUCAACAUGUAUGGAGAGCUCAUCAUGGAGGCGACUCAACACAAGGUUCAUUUCUUCAACAGUUUUUUCCACAAGCAGCUGGUGGCCAAGGGUUAUGAAGGAGUGAAGAGGUGGACUAAGAAAGUUGACCUGUUCUCCAAGUGGCUGUUGCUGUUUCCCAUCCAUUUAGAAAUCCACUGGUCCCUCAUUACGGUCACAAUGGCGACCAAAACCAUCAGUUACUACGACAGCCAAGGCAUCGUCUUCAGACACACCACAGAUAACAUCUUAAAGUACCUUCUGUCUGAAGCCAGAGAGAAGAAACAGACCGCUUUCCAGAGAGGCUGGAAGAUUACCAUCAUCAAGGGGAUUCCUCAGCAGAAAAACGACAGCGACUGUGGAGUUUUUGUCCUCGAGUACUGCCGCUGUCUCUCUGUAAGGCAGCCUCUGCAGUUCAGUCAGGAGGACAUGCCUCGAAUACGCAAGAGAAUCUACAAGGAGCUGUGCGACUGUCACCUCACCAAGUAACUGAUGGUACAAUGGACGCCUUCUUCUCGCUGACUGCUUUUCCAGUAAUUUGCAACAGUUGGUGCGAGUCCGUCAGAGGACCUGUUUCAAUGUCAGCCUGUUACAUAAGCUAACACAACCUGGACAUGUGUAAGCCACGGAGCCCUGCUCGUCCUACCUGUGUGACUGACAGCAGAGGGGGGUGGGUCAUCCAGACUUUUGGAGUUUAAUCACAGCUUGUAGCAGAGAAGAUUUGGACAUGCGAAGAACUACUGAUGUGGCUCCUACUGACCUGCUGAAGUGCAGGACCUCAGACCCAUCAGGGGGUCUUUGCAGUAUACAUGUGCACACCUGUGAUGUGUUUCAUGGUAAAACAGCCACCUUUAGGGUGUCAGUAGAUCUCUGACUUUGACUUAGGACACAGGCGUCGGACCAGCCUGGACCAAUGGGACGGAGCUUCCAUCCCGACUCGAGUGGCCUUACCUCCUGGACGGCCAUUUUAACCAUUAAAGACAUUUUUAGGUUUGUUUUAAGCUGGACUCUUCAGCAGUAUCAUGCUUACCGUUAUCUGCUCGUUUUCUAACAUGUUAUUAAAGAUAGGAUGCGCAAAUCAGUGGACCAGACGUUCACUUCUAACUUGAAGGUUUCAUUCGGCCUCUUGGACUUCAGAUAUUUGCACCGUGAGAGGCCGAUCUAUUGAAGAGAUAUCAACUGAAUGUACUGAUCACGUAUUCUUCCUGGCUGCCUCGGGAGGUUGGAGAUUGAGCACCGUGCAGGCUCAUGGCACACUCUGGCUGUGGCUUGAAACAGGGAUUUAAUUUACCAGUUCUGUUUUGUUUUAAGUACAAGGUUUUUUCACACCUAGCUCCAAAUAACUUCCUGCGACAGUUCCAGUUUUCUCACCGCAUUAUUUCCUGAGAUUAGUUCUGUUUAGCUGUGAUCACGGGUUCUGCACAUGUUUUUCCAGCCGUUUGAUAAAACUGUACAUUUGGAUGCAUCUAUUUGAUAUUUGAGUUGUGUCUCAAGCUGGUUCAAGCAUUUCACACGGAGCUGUACGCGAGGACCAACGUUUAUGAUUUUAACCCGACAGUUUCUCUUUGAUAACUUUAUAUUUUUACGGGCCUCUGCCUCACAUGGAUGCUUCAUCAUGGGUGCUGAGCAUCAUUGUUACAGAUUGGCCUCUGAACUGUAAAACAAGUCGACCUCAGCUGUUUGAUUAAACCUUCUGUCCAACCCGGGUUCAGUUGUUAUUUUCACGUAUAUACAUAUUUGCAUAUUGUGUUGUAAGUUCACUGGUCUACUGCUGUACACGCUUGCUUUGGCUGAAAACCACAAAGGUUUCUGGACUGUUUUUAUUGUUCUUAUUAAAAGCUGAUACCGCUGGGAACUUGAA